Molecule: messenger RNA, 3610 nt
Organism: Lagopus muta (rock ptarmigan)
Lineage: Eukaryota; Metazoa; Chordata; Aves; Galliformes; Phasianidae
Gene: ACTN1
Product: actinin alpha 1
Exons: 22
Coding region: 133-2880 (915 amino acids)
Biological process (GO): actin cytoskeleton organization; muscle cell development
Cellular component (GO): plasma membrane; Z disc; cell projection
Molecular function (GO): calcium ion binding; actin filament binding
Source: RefSeq, a predicted model, not a curated record
CCGCCUGCUCGAGGUGAGCGGCCGCGGGCCGGGCACAGCGGGCAGCGCCGGGACGGGACGGGGAGAGCGUGUGUGUGCGCUUGCGGAUAGCUGGACGGACAAACGGACAGAUCAGACAAACAGAGCGCCGCCAUGGAUCAUCACUACGACCCGCAGCAGACCAACGAUUACAUGCAGCCGGAGGAGGACUGGGACCGGGACCUGCUCCUCGACCCGGCUUGGGAGAAGCAACAGCGGAAGACAUUUACAGCAUGGUGUAAUUCUCACCUCCGCAAGGCUGGGACACAGAUUGAGAACAUAGAGGAAGAUUUCAGGGAUGGUCUUAAACUCAUGUUACUUCUGGAAGUCAUUUCAGGUGAACGUUUGGCUAAGCCUGAAAGAGGCAAAAUGCGAGUGCACAAAAUAUCCAACGUGAACAAGGCUUUGGAUUUCAUUGCCAGCAAAGGAGUCAAACUAGUAUCAAUUGGAGCAGAAGAAAUUGUGGAUGGCAAUGUUAAAAUGACUCUUGGAAUGAUCUGGACCAUCAUCCUUCGUUUUGCCAUUCAGGAUAUCUCAGUUGAAGAGACAUCUGCUAAAGAAGGACUUUUGUUAUGGUGUCAGAGGAAGACAGCCCCCUACAAAAAUGUAAACAUCCAAAACUUCCAUAUCAGUUGGAAAGAUGGCCUUGGUUUCUGCGCUUUAAUUCAUAGACAUCGUCCGGAGCUCAUUGAUUACGGGAAGCUGCGAAAGGAUGAUCCUCUCACUAAUCUAAACACAGCCUUUGAUGUAGCUGAAAAAUAUCUGGAUAUCCCCAAGAUGCUGGAUGCAGAAGACAUUGUUGGAACUGCCCGUCCUGACGAGAAAGCCAUCAUGACCUAUGUUUCUAGCUUCUACCACGCCUUCUCAGGAGCCCAGAAGGCGGAGACAGCAGCAAAUCGUAUUUGCAAGGUGCUGGCAGUCAACCAAGAGAAUGAACAGCUCAUGGAAGACUAUGAAAAACUGGCCAGUGAUCUGCUGGAGUGGAUCCGUCGCACCAUCCCCUGGCUGGAGAACCGGGCACCAGAGAACACCAUGCAAGCCAUGCAGCAGAAACUGGAGGACUUCCGGGACUACCGCCGCCUGCACAAGCCCCCCAAAGUCCAAGAGAAGUGCCAACUUGAGAUCAAUUUCAACACCUUGCAGACCAAGCUACGGCUCAGCAACAGGCCAGCCUUCAUGCCUUCAGAAGGGAAAAUGGUUUCUGAUAUAAACAAUGCCUGGGGUGGCCUAGAGCAGGCUGAGAAGGGCUAUGAGGAGUGGUUGUUGAAUGAGAUCCGGAGGCUAGAGAGGUUGGAUCACCUGGCUGAGAAGUUCCGGCAGAAGGCAUCUAUUCACGAGUCCUGGACAGAUGGUAAGGAAGCGAUGCUGCAGCAGAAGGAUUAUGAAACUGCUACCCUCUCGGAGAUAAAGGCACUGCUGAAGAAACACGAGGCCUUUGAGAGCGACCUGGCUGCACACCAAGACCGCGUGGAACAGAUUGCUGCUAUUGCACAAGAGCUGAAUGAGCUGGACUAUUACGAUUCUCCAAGUGUCAAUGCCAGGUGCCAGAAGAUCUGUGAUCAGUGGGAUAAUCUGGGUGCCCUAACCCAGAAACGUAGAGAAGCUUUAGAGAGGACAGAGAAGCUACUGGAAACAAUUGACCAGUUGUACCUGGAAUAUGCCAAACGAGCUGCCCCCUUCAAUAACUGGAUGGAAGGGGCCAUGGAGGACCUCCAGGACACGUUCAUUGUUCACACCAUUGAGGAGAUCCAGGGAUUGACCACAGCCCACGAACAGUUCAAGGCCACUUUGCCAGAUGCUGACAAGGAGCGACAGGCCAUCCUGGGAAUCCACAAUGAAGUCUCAAAGAUUGUCCAAACGUACCACGUCAACAUGGCAGGAACGAAUCCUUACACUACAAUCACCCCACAGGAGAUCAAUGGCAAAUGGGAACAUGUGCGGCAGCUGGUUCCUAGAAGGGAUCAAGCCCUAAUGGAAGAACAUGCUCGCCAGCAGCAAAAUGAGCGGCUUCGUAAGCAGUUUGGUGCACAAGCCAAUGUCAUCGGUCCCUGGAUUCAGACCAAGAUGGAGGAGAUUGGCCGCAUUUCAAUAGAGAUGCAUGGGACUCUGGAGGACCAGCUCAACCACUUGCGGCAAUAUGAGAAAAGCAUUGUGAAUUACAAACCAAAGAUCGACCAGUUGGAAGGAGACCACCAACAGAUCCAGGAGGCGCUUAUCUUUGACAACAAGCACACCAACUACACCAUGGAGCAUAUUCGAGUGGGCUGGGAGCAGCUAUUAACAACAAUUGCUAGAACCAUUAAUGAAGUGGAAAAUCAGAUUCUGACCCGUGAUGCCAAAGGAAUAAGCCAGGAACAGAUGAAUGAGUUCCGAGCCUCUUUCAACCAUUUUGACAGGGACCACUCCGGCACACUUGGCCCUGAGGAAUUCAAAGCCUGUCUCAUCAGCUUGGGUUACGAUAUUGGAAACGAUGCACAGAAGAAGACUGGUAUGAUGGAUUGUGAAGAUUUCCGAGCCUGCCUUAUCUCCAUGGGUUACAAUAUGGGAGAGGCAGAGUUUGCCCGCAUCAUGAGCAUCGUCGACCCUAAUCGCAUGGGUGUAGUGACGUUCCAGGCCUUCAUCGACUUCAUGUCUCGGGAAACAGCAGAUACAGAUACUGCUGACCAGGUUAUGGCUUCUUUCAAGAUCCUGGCUGGAGAUAAGAACUACAUCACUGUGGAUGAGUUACGGCGGGAACUGCCUCCUGAUCAGGCUGAGUACUGCAUUGCUAGAAUGGCACCCUACAAUGGCCGUGAUGCUGUACCCGGUGCCCUGGACUACAUGUCUUUCUCCACGGCGCUCUAUGGCGAAAGUGACCUUUAACUUUUUUCUGUCCCACCACACAACCCUCCCCUCUCCCCGUCCAACACACCCUUCUUUCUCUUUGCAAAGCAGCCUCUGCUCCGCUCUUUUUUGUGUUUCCCUGUUUUGCUUCAGAUAACAGAUCAUGUUUUUAAAUGGGGGGGAGGACAUUGACAUGACACCGCCUACCUUGCCCUUGAAAUGACAGUUUACAAAAUUAUUUUGUGCAAAAAAGUUACGUUUUAAAAAGAACAGACAUAUUUUAUUAUAGAAAAGGGUAUUUUUCUCCACCAGAUUGAAACUUAAAAAGAAAAUGUUCAAAUAUUGCACCAAAUAUUUUUUGUUGUGACAUAGAAAGUCGAGCACAAUGUUACAUUCCAUCCUUUCCAAAAAGAACCAACCAACAACAAAACGCCACUUGUUCUGUUAACUUCUACAUUUGCGUAUGUCUCUUUAUCACGUUUAUCUUUGGAGGGGGGAAGGCACACAAGUGCAUGUGUUUGCUGGUUCACUCAUUUCAUGAAAAUAUUUUAUGAUAAACUUUUGAAAUUGCUGUGUUUUCUAGGGAAAAAAUAAUGUACACAGCUCAUGUUUUCAUAUUUAAUUAAAAAAAUACAAUAUGCCUCCUAUGUUUAUCAGUGCACAACAUUUUUUGUUGCUGAGAGUUGUCUGGUUUCAGAUGAAGCUUGAGAGUUGAUAACUUUGAUAUUGCUUGUCACAAACCAUAUUAAAAAUUUCUUGUGAUAACAGA